CAUCCAUGUACAUUGAUCCGAGCUACUCGCCACCAGUGAGGAGAGAGCCGCAUCGUUUGCUCUCUCUUCCAAGGCGGUCUAACCGUGUGAGAAACUGGCAAAGGACCGCUUGAAUCAACAUGAUGCCGCGAUUGCAAACAAGAUAGUCGAUAGGGAGGCGCCAGGGAAACCACCGACGGUCAGGAAUGCGUACAAGAGGUUUCUCAGCAUGCUCUCACCCAUGCAAGACAGGGGGAUGCUCCCGUAGGGGGACACGUCCGUCAUCCUCCUCUUCCUCGUCCUCCCCAUGACCGGCCCCGACCCCCCGAGCGUGGGGGCCGCCCGCCCGGCCAAGCUAAACCGGCACGGCCGCUCCAAGAGCUCGAGUGCCCACUGUCUUCUGCGUCGGGCCGCCGGCGAGGAAUCCAGCGAAGGCAGCAGCCCCAACCGCGAGGAAGAGGAGAAGGACGGAGGGCUGCUCUUCUACGUCAACCGCGCCGGCUUCCCCAUCGAGGAGCCCACCUGGGAGAGGAUGUGGGCCCACGUGGCCGCCGUGCACCCCGAGGGCAAGGGGAUGGUGGACACCAUACGCAACGCCGCCUACCUGCCCAAGCAUCACGUGCCCUCGUUGCCCACUUUCAAGCCGGCUAUGUCGGUGCCAGACUGGCUGGUGGUGGUCCAGAAUUUCAUGAAGGCUCUGCAAUACAACCACACGGGCACGCAGUUCUUUGAGAUCAAGAAGAAGCGGCCUCUCUGUGGGUUAAUGGAGACGGCGCGGGAGAUGGUCCGAGAGUCUCUGCCAAUCAAAUGUCUGGAAGCCGUCAUCCUGGGAAUCUACCUGACCAACGGCCUGACAUCGCUGGAGCGAUUCCCCAUCAGCUUCAAGACGCACUUCUCGGGCCACUGCUUCUACCACGUGGUUCUGGGCGUCUACUGCAACGGACGCUACGGCUCGCUGGGCAUGAGCCGGCGCUCGGACCUCAUGGACAAGCCGCUCAGCCACCGCACGCUCGGCGAGCUGGUGGCCGACUUUGAGAGCUCCUACAAGCGAUACCAGCACAGCCUCAUCAAGGUGAAGAUCGGCCUCUACGUGCCUCACGACCCUCACGUGUGCCAGGCCAUUGAGUGGAAGUACCUGGUACUCAACGCCACCAAGAUGGCCGCGCCGGAGAUGAAGCGCGAGCUGGAGAAACACGGGCGGAACAUGAGGAUGAAGAUCUUGAAGUCGUCGAGCGCUCAGUCCCCCAUCAAGGAGCGAAGCCGCGGCAAGUCUCUGUCGCCGCGCCGCCACCGGCAGGGCGGCAGCCCGCAGCGACGACUGCCGCGACGCAGAGACAAGUCGCCGGCGUGCGUGGAGCUGAAAUCUUCCGAACUGAGCACACUGAGUGACGGCUACCAAAUCCGAAUCUGACUUCCGGAUCCUUCGGCGACAAUCGCAACUGUAGUCAAUCGUCCUUGACUCCGCCCACUUCAAGACAACUCCACGCAAUCACCAGGCAACCAGUGCGAAUUUCACACUUUUACUAAGUGCAAAGCAAAAAAAAAUACAGCUCUAUUUUUAAAUUGAACUUGUGAAAUCAAUCCAGUUUUCUUGGUUCUUGUCAUUUGUGGAGACGCAUUUGGAUUAUGUAGCAUCGCCCGCAUUGAGUCGAACCUCGCGAAGCUCAAAGCAGAUUUAUGGGAGGAAACAGAUGCAAAUGGAAAACAUGCCGGAUGAAGCAAUUUUAUGACCCAGCGCCGGAUUUGAAAAAUGUGGAUGUUCUCUCGAAGCUUUUCCGCGGCGAUCUAUGCACACACGUCCGUUUUGCGGGAUGAGCACAAACGCGGUGACGCGGCUUUGAUUUUACAUUUGUAAUGUCAACUUUUUUAUCUUGAAUGUUUUGUUUUGGAUUGUAAUUGACAUUUGAGUGUAAUGCAACAAAGGAAGUUUUGUAUUUAAAGUCCAUUCAUUCAGCUAAAGAUGUUUCAAUGUCUUUCAAGUUGAACCCCAAAAAUCCAUGUGGAUGAUGUGACCCCCCCCUGAGCACGUUUGCUUUUGUAACCACAGCAACCACCGCCCUAUUCCCAUACCCUCUGUUGGAAGUUCAACUGUUGUGAUGUCAUCUGACUGUUACCACGACAACGCAUGUCUUCUGUGAUCAAUAAAAUAGUUUUGUUUUUCUU
Syngnathus acus (greater pipefish) is the source of this 2142-nucleotide messenger RNA. It is a transcript of the gene vash2, whose product is annotated as vasohibin 2. The record is from RefSeq and is a predicted model, not a curated record. The transcript has 9 exons. The coding region runs from base 287 to 1390 and encodes 367 amino acids. Gene Ontology annotation, cellular component: cytoplasm. Gene Ontology annotation, biological process: regulation of angiogenesis. NCBI's taxonomy places the organism in Eukaryota, Metazoa, Chordata, Actinopteri, Syngnathiformes, Syngnathidae.